Molecule: messenger RNA, 1214 nt
Organism: Carica papaya (papaya)
Lineage: Eukaryota; Viridiplantae; Streptophyta; Magnoliopsida; Brassicales; Caricaceae
Source: RefSeq, a predicted model, not a curated record
CGAAGUUUUAUGAGAACAAUACCAAUCUUCAAUAGUUGAUGUUUGACUCAAUACUAUUGAUUGCUACUUCUUAUUUUUGCAGCAGAGGAACACAAAUUACUACGCUUUUGAAGAAAAGUGCUAUAUUUUCAGCCGGUACAUUGGGGAACAGUUAAAGCAAUCUUUAUUUAAUUUGUUUUGCAGAGACCAGAAGACUUGUGGGCAAUCCAUUCUCAACCAGUUUUCCCACGGCCUCACCGAAAGGAAAGCUCUUCCUGGAUAGCAAUGCAAAAGAUAAGCGCAAGUGGAGAUAAAAUUGGACUACACAAUUUCAAGCCCAUAAAACCCUUGGGUUGUGGUGAUACUGGCAGUGUUCAUUUGGUUGAACUAAAAGGAACUGGUGAACUGUAUGCUAUGAAGGCAAUGGAGAAAUCUGUCAUGUUAAAUCGUAACAAGGUUCAUCGUGCAUGCAUUGAGAGGGAAAUUAUUUCUCAACUGGAUCAUCCUUUCCUUCCCACACUAUAUGUUUCCUUUCAGGUAUUCUCAUUUUCAUUGCCAUAACGUCUCUUUUUCUGUUCAAUAAUAUUGCGUGUUUUUAAUACUAUCUACAUAAGCAUGCCUGCAUGUCUGAUUAAGGUAUUAUAGUUCUUUAACCAUAGCAGAUACCUGCAACUGGAAUUCCAUUAUUACCUCUAGCAAAAUCCUUUUUCUUGAGUUAUAUUGGUCCAUUUUACUGAUACAUACUAAAUGGCUUAAAGAAAUCUCUUGCAUCUUCUUUUAUUCUCUUUAUGUCCUCAAAAGGCUCUAUGCUUUCACCCAUUAUUUGUUUGUUAUAAACAUGAGUUCCCACCUUCCAUAAAACAGGAUAUAUUGCACAUACCGCAUGCCUAUUUUGGUAUGUCUUGCAUUAGUAUUAUGGGAUGGGUUCUAUAUGUUGCAGUUUCACAUAAAAGUGCUGAAGGAUUUAAAUGGAAUAUUAACUGGUUAAUUGAGUUCAUAAUUGAUGAGCAAAACUCUAACUAAGAAGUCUUUGCCCAAAUACAAGAACUAUUAUUACCCUAAGAGUAGUAAAUUCAAUCAGAAUGUCUAAACACUUUUCUGUUUGAAGUUGAACCCUCUCGUUUAGGUGUUGCCUCUCAUAUAUUUUUCACUUUUUUUUUUGCUUCUACUUAUGCUUGCAUCAAAGAUCUUUGUCUUCUCUUUUCUUUUGUUCUGACAAGAGAUACUAAUUAAAG